AUCCGUCUGAAGCCCUGGCUGAUUGCCCAGGUGAACAGCGGGAAGUACCUGGGGCUACAGUGGCUAGACAAAGAACAGAAACUCUUCCAGAUACCCUGGCGACAUGCCACUCGUCACAUGCCCACCCUGGAGGAGGAGAACACUAUCUUUAGGGCCUGGGCACUGGAAACUGGGAAAUACCAAGAGGGCCUGGAUGAGCCGGAUCCGGCAAAAUGGAAAGCGAACCUGCGCUGCGCCCUCAACAAGAGCCGUGAAUUCAAACUGAAGUAUGACGGCACCAAGGAGACCCCCGUUGAGCCUUACAAAAUAUACGAGGUGUGCGACCAACCGUAUAACGGAGAUGCAGGUGAAGAUGAAGAUGAUGAGCUACCGAAAAUAUGUGGACUGUCUAUUGAUCCCAUAAUAACAGACCCACCCAGUUUUUCACCUUAUGCCCCACCAAAGACAGAGGUACCAUUCAUCAACCCCUCAAUGAACAAGGGCUUCGGCCCUAGCACCCUUCCUCAAAUGCCUCUUCUGCACAACAACAUUACUCCCAACCCCAAUGGCAGUAUUGCCAUUGGAGAAACUCAACACCCAGCAAUGACUUUAUCUGCGUUCCAGAACAACGUUCCACCUAUGGGCAAUCUCAGACAUGGAGGGUUUCCGCAUACCAACAGUUCAUCGGGGCAAGGAGGAAUGAGUCACGGCACACUUCCCCAAGGGCACACUGAAAUGCCACAAGCGCCAAUUCUACCUGGCAUUGCAGAUAGCGACAUGCCUGCUGAAAUACAGCCUCAUGGAGAAGUCCAGUCGCAGCCUUGCAUUUAUGAUCUGCUUAUCAAUCCCCACAUGCUUCCAUUAACAGACUUGGACAUAAAGUUCCAGUAUCGUGGGAGGCCAGCUGGAAGCCUGACUGUAAGCAAUCCCCAGGGUUGUAGGCUUUAUUAUGGGAACCUGGAGCCCACACCUGAACAGGUGGAUUUAUUUGGACCUGUGACGCUGCAGCAGGUGCUGUUCCCUGACACAAUGGAAAUUCCUAACGAGAAGCAGCGAUAUUACACCAACCAGCUCCUGGAUGUCAUGGACCGAGGCCUCAUUCUAGAAAUCCAGGGGCAAGAUAUCUAUGCUAUCCGCCUGUGCCAGUGUAAAGUAUACUGGUCAGGGCCUGGUGUCUCUGAACAAUCUGGACCAAAUCCUAUUGAGAGAGAAAAGAAGAUCAAAGUUUUCAGUCUCAACAAUUUCCUUCAAGGGCUGAUCUUGUACCAGAAAGGUGAAAAUAAUGCACCACCUCCUUUUGAAAUCUACUUCUGUUUUGGGGAAGACUGGCCAGACAGAAAACCUAUAGAAAAAAAGCUUAUUAUUGUCCAGGUGAUUCCUGUGGUUGCUCGGAUCCUUACAGAGAUGUUUUCUGGGGAGCUCUCCUGGUCAACUGAUAGCAUUCGCCUUCAAAUCUCCAACCCAGACCUCAAGGACCAAACAGUUGAACAAUUUAAGGAGCUUCAUCGGCUUUGGCAGAACCAACAGACUCAAACACAUUGGGGACUUCAUCCGACUACUAUUAACUGAAAGCCAUCCCAGAUGAAUUGCCUGCAUGUGUUUGACAACCAUUAAUGAGAGCACAAUGCUGUGUUUAAGGAAUAGAAGCCACUGUUUAAUCAACAAAUAGACCUCAUGGCAAAUACUUUACCUUACUCAUUUCCAGUUCAUUGUACUUUUAAUUGCAUUUCAAAACCUGAUGUCCACCUUCUUGCAUUUCCAUGCCCACUCACAGUUGGAUAUAGGAUAAAGUUAUGUUUCUUUUAAUAGCAUGAAAGCUUUCUUUUUCAUGUUUCAUAAUAAAAAAAGAUUCAGUAUUUCUCACAUUUAAUCUCUGUGUAUGUAAAAUGACUGAAAAUGCAACGCAUUUAGGCAUGCAUGUUGAAAAUGUUUCAGUUAUACAAAAUCUCAAGAGGAUUUAAAGUACAGUCCCAAGAAGUCUCUUUCUCAGGGAACACAUUGGUUAUUAAAAUGACAUACAAAAAGCUCACUAUGGGAAAAUUUAAAUUGCACAUUAUCAAAGUCUCCAUGGUAAAAAUCAUGACAUAUUUUUGCAUAUGCUCCUUAUGCAAAUUUGCUUCCAGAUUUAUUAGUAUAAUCACAUAAGAUACCAAACCUUGAUCGUUGCUGCUUAAUUUUUUUAGUAUGUUAUUUUCUUAGUACCAGUUACUUUAAUUUCUUACCUUAAACUUGCUGGUACAGUGCUAUAUGAGCACUUUUCUGUUUGCAACCAUACAAAACUUGCUGCCAAGUUGCUCCACUUCAGAGAAAAAAAAAACUAAGAGAACAUGAAAGCGUCCGUGCUUUACAUUUAUACUUCUACAAACAAAAUAAAUCUAAUUGAAAGGAAAUGGUAUUUACCUCAGAAUUCGAUGCAUGUGAUGUUUAUCUGCUGCAUAAAUCACCACUGACAGACAUUAGAAAACUACAUUUUUGCACAACACUUUGUGGGGAAAUGUAAAUUUAGAAUUUAAAUUGUAUGACUCAUUUAAUAUUUAAUUUAAAGUUUAUUUAAAAUUGUAAGGUACUUCUACCACAAAACCAUUCAUAAAAGUAUCAACAUGUAGAAACCUGACAGCAUGCUGUGGUUAAAAAUUGGCGACUGUUUAUUGCUUAGCAGCACACUGAUAUGAGUAAGAGUUCAUGCUUUUUUUACAUGAAUAAAAAAUUAAUGGUC
Molecule: messenger RNA, 2695 nt
Organism: Lepisosteus oculatus (spotted gar)
Lineage: Eukaryota; Metazoa; Chordata; Actinopteri; Semionotiformes; Lepisosteidae
Gene: irf5
Product: interferon regulatory factor 5
Biological process (GO): regulation of transcription by RNA polymerase II; immune system process
Cellular component (GO): nucleus
Molecular function (GO): protein binding; DNA-binding transcription factor activity, RNA polymerase II-specific; RNA polymerase II cis-regulatory region sequence-specific DNA binding
Source: RefSeq, a predicted model, not a curated record